CUCCCACCCCUUACAAAACUGUUCUCCUUUUUCAUGAAAAGAAAACAGCAUUCACUCUUCAAUCUCUCUCUUCACUUUUCCAAGAAAAGAACUCUUCAACAUCAAGUCUUUGCCUUUGUGUUUUUCCUCUUUGACAGUUUUCUUACAUCUCUCUUUCUUUAUUUCAUGUCUCUUUUUUUCCCUCUUUAGAAGUUUGAAACCAAAGGCCAAACAAAACUUUAAGGGGGGCUCUAAUUUGCAUGGCAAUCAUUUACUACUACUUAUAUAUCAUAUUAUUCCUUAGUAUCUUCAAAUUACACUAAAGUUUAAAGUUGUACCUUCUAAAUUCUAAUACCUCCUACCUUUUUUUCUCUUUUCUUGGAUCUUCUUCUUCUUCAACUUCUUCAUUUCUUCUCUCUUUUUGACUGAUAAAGUUCUUAAUUUUCCAUUCCCAAGAAAAUAUUCAAGAGACAUAUAGUAGUUCAAAGUACAAAAGGGAACAAAUUUGCCAACUUGAUGAAGGUAUAUUUACACCUUUAGAUCUAUAAAAAUAUUCUCCCCCAUCCCAACAAAGUCCUUUUUUUUGGGCUUUGAUUCAAAAACUAGGUGCCAAUAUCAUUCAUUAAAUUAUUAUUUUUUUGUUACAUUUGUACUGCUAUAACUUAUUGUUAGUGGGGAUAUUUUUUUUUGGCCAAAAAAAAAUGCUUAGGCAAAAUUUGUAUGGAGAUGGAAGAAGCGGAGGAAAAUGCAACAAUAAGGUGAGAAAAAGGGGAGGAUCAACAUCAAGUUCAUCUUCAUUAAUACAAAGCUAUAGAUUAAAAAGGGCAAUAUUAGUUGGGAAAAAAGGAGGGUCAAGUACACCAGUACCAAUGUGGAAAAUGAAUAAUUCAAGAUCACCAUCAUUACAAAAUGAUAGUAAUUGUAAGUCAUUCAAGAUUCUACAGCAGCAGCAAACAACAGCAGCAAAAGUUAUUGGUUCUGAAAAAGGGAAAGAAAUACUGUCAGUUUCAGCAAGAAAACUUGGUGCUACUUUAUGGGAAAUUAAUGGUGUUCUUACACCUAAUAAAAAGGAAGAGGAGAAUUUUGAUGGAGUUGAAAGGGUUGUUAAGUCAUCUUCCAAAUUUGAUUCUGUUGCUUUGCAAUUAUCUCAUAGUCCUGUUUCUGAGAGAAUGGAGAGAUCUAAAGUGGGAAGUCAUAGAAGAAGAACUUCAAUUGGUUCUCAGAAACUUGUGCAGACUGAUUUCUCUCUCCAAAAUGGUUGCUCAAUUGAGGCUAUGCAGGUUGAUCAGACACAACAAAAUCAUGCACAGACUGUAAACAGACAUCGGUUAAAGGAUGUAAGGAAUGGCCUCUCCGCGUCUAAGGAGUUGCUGAAAGUUUUGAAUCGCGUAUGGGGCCUUAACGAGCAUCAAUCAAUGUGCUUAUCUCUUUUCUCGGCUAUAAAAGCUGAGCUUGAUCGGGCAUGUAUUCAGGUGACUAAACUAAUUCACGAACAAAGAUAUAACAACAGUGAAGUUGAUGUCCUCUUGAAGCAAUUUGAAGAAGAAAAGGCGGCUUGGAAGUUAAAAGAGCAUGACAAGAUUCACACUGCCAUUACAUCUAUAGCAAAGGAGCUCAAGAUAGAGAAGAAGCUGAGGAAGCAAACCGAGAGACUAAACAAGAAGCUCGGUAAGGAAUUGGCUGAUACGAAAAAUUCUCUGUCAAAGGCUGUCAAAGAGCUUGAAGGCGAAAAGAGGGCACGAGAGAUAUUGGAGCAAGUAUGCGAUGAGUUAGCUAGAGGUAUUGGAGAAGAUAGAGCUGAGGUGGAAGAAUUGAAGAGACAAUCAGCUAAAGUUCGCGAGGAAGUUGAGAAGGAAAGGGAAAUGCUUCAACUAGCUGAUGUUUUACGCGAGGAAAGAGUUCAAAUGAAGCUAUCAGAAGCCAAGUAUCAAUUCGAGGAGAAAAAUGCAGUUGUCGAUAAGCUAAGGAAUGAGCUCGAGGCUUAUCUGAGAUCCAAAAAGGGACAAGAACAAGGCGGUGAUGACUCUCCUAAUUAUGAAAGAAUCAAGGAACUCGAAAAGCAUUUGAGGGAAACACUUCCAACCACAUGUUAUUACCAAGAUAAAGAGAAGGAAAAUGCGAAAGUACUAAGUAAAGAAGACGAUGAAGAAGAAGAGGAUGAUGACGACGAUGAUGAUGAUUCAGCUGAUAGUGAUCUACAUUCAAUUGAAUUAAACAUGGAUGAUAACACAAAAAGCUAUCAAUGGGGAAGUACUCUUCAGAAUGAUCCUAAGAGAUUUUCGGUUUCUGACAAAAGCAAAGGGAGGAGGUCCAUUUCUGAGAAAUUUCCAGCACAAAGUAUUUCCAUAGAGAGGGAAACUUCAGAUGGAAUAGAAUGGGAAUUCACCGCGGGAGGGAAAGAGAACGUGGACACGUUCGAGCAGGAGAGGUCCAACGUUCUUGAAAAUGGAGGGAUUUUCGAGUUCUCUUCUCAAGUUUGGAAAAAAGAAUGUGAAGAUGAGAUAGAGAGGUACAAAAUGAUCAAGGAUCUUCGUGACCAUAUCGUGUCUUCUACUUCGAGGAAAACACCAACUCAAGGCUUUUCGAGUCCAACUAAGAAUUGGAGCCAACAGAAUUUGCCUUCCAAUGAUGCUGAAAGAGUGAUCAAUGAGGCUUUUGCUGUAUUGCAGGGAGCUAAUUGAAGAAACGCUAGAGUUUAUUGGCCUUUAAGUCACUCUCCUUCUGCAGUUUGAUAGUACAUUGUUUACAUAAUUACAUGAAAAUAUUUUCUGCUGUUUUUGUCUGAAACCUAUAGCUAAACAUCCAAUCUCAUUACAAUUUUGUGGUUUGCCCCUUUGUAUGACAUAAAACUGUACAAAUUUUUGCUACUCUUCUUUUGGUUAUAGAGAUGCCAUAAGUAUAUUA
This is a messenger RNA of Nicotiana tabacum (common tobacco), 2883 nucleotides long. The record is from RefSeq and is a predicted model, not a curated record. NCBI's taxonomy places the organism in Eukaryota, Viridiplantae, Streptophyta, Magnoliopsida, Solanales, Solanaceae.